Mytilus trossulus (common blue mussel) is the source of this 1117-nucleotide messenger RNA. Its product is annotated as very low-density lipoprotein receptor-like. The transcript is spliced from 7 exons. Gene Ontology annotation, molecular function: protein binding. Gene Ontology annotation, cellular component: plasma membrane. The record is from RefSeq and is a predicted model, not a curated record. Bases 122 to 1045 code for a protein of 307 amino acids. NCBI's taxonomy places the organism in Eukaryota, Metazoa, Mollusca, Bivalvia, Mytilida, Mytilidae.
UACAUAAAAUAUUGGGCAUUUCGUGUGUGGGUUGAUCAUAACAGGUGGUUGCAAAUUUCUUUAUCAAAAGUGUAUAUAUAUAUAGAAAAAAGAUAUAAGAAGGCGCCAUCCAUUAUUCAAAAUGUUUUUGAAUGUUUUCUUGAUUACUUAUAUAUUUUGUAUUAGCAAAGCAGUACUGGUAGAGGGCACAAGUGAGUGUAGUUCACAUCCUUGUCAACAUGGAGGUGUUUGCAAUGACCUUACAGAGGAAUACACAUGCGCGUGCAGUCAGCGUUACACAUGCGCAUGCAGUCAGCGUUACACGGGAUUAAGAUGUGAAACAGACACUUGUGGAGGACAUUUCACGAGUCUCACGGGAAGUUUUGAGACUCCAAGAUUUUGGAAUCCCUUCCGAAGUAGGCAACUGUGUCGUUAUCUCAUCAGUGUUCCAGCCGGAUACAAAAUAAAACUGACAAUAACUAAACUCAGCAUAAGUAGCUAUUUGGAGUUUUUAUUUGUUUAUGAAGGAACACGUACAUCAGACGUAUUGAUUUUAGGUUUGGGAAAUUAUGAUAGGCCAACAACAGCAGAGACAAGAGGAAAUAACAUGUUGGUUACAUUUACAUCAGAUUUUGAGUAUUCAAGGUCUGGAUUCCAGGCCAGUUACAUUACAAAAGACAUUUACUGUCCUUCUGGCCAGAUAAGAUGUUCUCCUAACGACAGAUCACUUGGUUGUGUAUCUGCACACAAAUUCUGUGAUGAAUCUGAGGACUGUGAAUAUGGCUAUGAUGAACGAAACUGUCAAUACAAUAACACAUGCGGUCCAAAUCAGUUCCGUUGUAGAUCAGGACAGUGUAUUCACAAUCAAUGGAAAUGUGAUGGAACUAGAAAGUGUACAGAUGGCUCUGAUGAAUUAGCCUCUAUCUGUACAGAACCGACAUGGAACACUUGCACAGACUGGUGGGAGUUUGAAUGUUCUACUGACAGGCAGUGUAUCUAUAAGAAAUUAAAAUGUGAUGGAUUCGAAGAUUGCUUUGACGGAUCUGACGAACGAAAUUGCCCAUAGGCUUUCACAUGAAAACAAACGUAUAGACUUAUUAUACUCAUGGUUUCAUGCUGAAAUCAGCUAUAAUGUACA